UCUCUCACAUUCUCUCUCCCUCUCUCUCUCUCUCUCUAUAAAUAUAUAUAUAUAUAUAUAUAAAUAUAUAUAUACGUAUAUGAAUACACGCAUCCAAGCCCCCACCUCACCCCUCAGAAAAGAGAGAGAAAAUAAAAGUGUAAUAUAUAGAGGUAGAGCGCAUCUUUGAAAAGAAAAAUAAUUUCUUUACAGAUAAUCAAUAUUCGGCAAAGUAUUCGAUUAUCUUUAUAUUGGGCAAGAAAUGGGAUUACGAGACAUCGGAGAGACGCUGCCGCCGGGUUUCAGGUUUUAUCCGAGCGACGAAGAGCUGGUUUGUCAUUAUCUUUACAAAAAAAUCACCAAUGAAGAAGUUCUUAGAGGCACUUUGGUCGAAAUCGACCUCCAUGUUUGCGAGCCAUGGCAGCUUCCUGACGUGGCCAAAUUGAACUCCAACGAGUGGUACUUUUUUAGCUUCCGAGAUCGCAAGUACGCCACCGGCUUCAGAACCAACCGCGCCACCGUCUCCGGCUAUUGGAAGGCCACCGGAAAAGAUCGCACGGUGCUCGAUCCUCGCACCAAGGCCGUCGUCGGGAUGAGGAAGACUUUGGUUUUUUACAAAAAUAGGGCUCCUAAUGGCACCAAAACUGGAUGGAUCAUGCACGAGUUUCGCCUUGAAAACCCACAUGUCCCACCCAAGGAAGAUUGGGUACUAUGCAGAGUGUUCCACAAAUCAAGAAGUGAAAAUAGUAACAAUUUCAAUUUCGACGAUCCCUCGGUUUUAGCCACUUCUCCUAAUUUGGCAACAAACAAUGAAGUGCGUCUCAACAUUACACAUCAAAAUAUCAUCACUUCAUUCCAAUCCCAGCAAGGCGGCCCUAACCCUAACCCUAGCACCUCCCUCGGCCUCGAUUUCGACCUAUCUCGUCACCAUCACUUGCCUUACUGCUCGGCCUCUCAUGACUACAGCCACAACAAAAUGGCUGAGGCUACAAAGAAUGAGGAUGACUACGGAUUCUUGUUCGAUUUUGAUGGCCCCAACGCGGUUGAAGAUAUGCGGUUUGUUGAUGAUAGUAGCUCGGUUUUCAUCUAAGUUUGUGGGAUUUCAUCACUUCAUUAUUGGGAUAUCUUCUUAUAUAUAUAUGUAUGCAUAUGUGAUGUAGGCCUGUUUAGGAGGGAGAUUAGUGAGUAUGUGUUUGUAGUUAGUGAUGUGUGAUAAAGAUUGUGUUUGAUUUGUAUAUUGAAAAGGAAAUUGUUUUUUAGGUGGUAUAGUAUAUGUGGUAGUUUCAGAAUUAAUAAUUGAAUUGGACACCAAUGCAUGCAAAGGAUUCAAUUGUCUCCA
Molecule: messenger RNA, 1318 nt
Organism: Salvia miltiorrhiza (redroot sage)
Lineage: Eukaryota; Viridiplantae; Streptophyta; Magnoliopsida; Lamiales; Lamiaceae
Product: NAC domain-containing protein 21/22-like
Exons: 3
Coding region: 242-1069 (275 amino acids)
Biological process (GO): regulation of DNA-templated transcription
Molecular function (GO): DNA binding
Source: RefSeq, a predicted model, not a curated record